Molecule: messenger RNA, 2181 nt
Organism: Emiliania huxleyi CCMP1516
Lineage: Eukaryota; Haptophyta; Isochrysidales; Noelaerhabdaceae
Exons: 2
Coding region: 1-2181 (726 amino acids)
Source: RefSeq, a predicted model, not a curated record
AUGAUCUUGGCCCUCGCCUGCGCAUCUCGGCCGCCGCCGGCCCUCGCCUGCGCAUCUCGGGCUUGCGCGCGGCCCUCCGCCCGCUGCCCGCCUCCGCGGCUGCUCACCGUCUCGUCCACCGGCUGGGAAGGGCCGGGCCUGGUCGAGGGCAUCUUGAGCGGGCAUCUUGAGCGGGCCGGCGUCGACCUCUCCUACUGGGACCUGCACGGAUUCCUGCUGGUGCCGACCGCCUGGCUGCUCACCGCAGGCAAGCCGUCGCUCCUCGACGAGGGCAAGGACCCGCUCACGCGGCGCGCCUCCUUCGCCUUCAUCGCCUUCAUCCUGGCGAUCGCCGUCGCUCAGGCCUUUGUGUGGGACAGCGUCGGCGCCCAGAUCGGGAUCUGGGAGUUCAACCCGCAAAAGUCGACCGGUCUCGGCGCGGCGACGCUGCUUCCCGCCGAGGAGAUCGCGUGGCUCUUCCACCACGUCGUCAAGGCCGCGCUCUGGCAGAUCAAGAUGGGCGAGUGGCGGCUCACCGCCGCGCCUUGCAGCGAUCCCGCGCCGCUCGAGCCGGUCGCCCGCGCGGCGUGCAACGCCGCGCUGCUCGCGGCGUGGGCGGCGGGCGUCGCCGCCCUGGUCGGCGAGGACGAUAGCCUCCGCUGCCUCGGGCUGGUCGCCUCCUUCUUCGCCCCCGUCUUUGCCCUGAUCCUCAUGCUCGGCUCGCGCUACCUGCUCUCGCACUGGCGCCUCUUCGUCGCGGGCUGGCUGCCGCCCGGCGCGUGGACCGUCGCGAUCGACUGCGUCGGGCAGCAGCAGCGGGUCUGGAGGUUUCCGCAGACUUUCCUCACCGGCGUCGCCACGCUCCCUCCCGACUCGAGCGGCGUCGGCCUCCUCAAGCUCGACAUCGCUGCCGUGUACCUCGUCUCGACCUUCGCCGUCACAGGCACCGGCGCCAUCAUCCUCGCCGCGGCGCAGGAGUUUGCAGCGCAGCGGCAGCGCCAGCGGGGGGGCGAGGCGAGCGAGGCGGGGCGCGCGGGCGCGGCGGAGGGUGAGCAGGAGCCAGAGACGCUCUGGCACCUGGGCCUCUUCAUCCUGCACGGCGCCGCGCCCGCCCUCGCCGAGCGCGCCGCAGCGGCUCGACGCGUCCUCAUUCUCGCUGACGGCGACCCUGUCGACAGCAUCCCGGCCGCCGAGGAGGAGGUCGCCGCCCUCACCGAGGCGUGGCGCUCGCUUGGGCUCUUUGUGGAGCGCGUCGAUUGGCAGUCGGGCCCGGCCUCGGCGCUGCUCCACCGCGCGCGAGCCGUGUUGCCGCUGCUGGCGUGGACGUACAGCGAGACGCCCGCUCACACGGCUAACUUCUGCGAGCUGCUCCGUUCGCUCGCCGACGGCGGCGCGGGGCCGCGGCUAGACCUGCGUGCGACGGCGUGGCACGCGCACAAGAAGUAUCUGCUCGAGAUGGCGGAGCGUGGCCUCGGAACGGUGCCCACCGCACUCCUCGCCAAAGGCGCGGCCGGGGCGGAGCUGCGCUCGGCUGUCCGGCGGCUGGACGCCGGGCGUAGCGCGGGCGAGGAGGGGCGUCGCUCUUACGUCUUCAAGCCCGCCGUUGGGAGCGGCGGCGACGGCGUCGACCUGUACACACUCGGCGAGGAGGGCGGCGAGGCAGCCGUGCUCUCGCGCGCCAGGGAGGGCGACCUGCUGCUGCAGCCGUUUCUGGGCGGCGUGAGGCGGCACGGCGAGCUCUGCUUCGUCUUCGUCAACGGCUCUCUGCUGCACGCAGUGCGCAAGGAGCCGGCGGGCUGGAGCGCGCGCGGUGCACAGCGCGUGUCUCGCGUCGACUCUCCGCCCGCAGAGGCGCUCGCGACCGCGCUGCGGGCCAUGGGCGAGGCGCGCGCGGCUUGCGCGGCGAGGCCAGGCGAGCAGAUCUACCUGGCGCGUGUCGACCUCCUGCCCGACACAGCGGGCGGCGGGGGAGGAGAGGCAGCUGGAGAGGCAGCUGGAGGCGCGACGGGGCAGCCUCGCUGGCUUGUGAGCGAGCUCGAGCUCGGCUGGCCCCACCUCUUCCUGCGAGCCGCAGAGGGAGGCGCGGCGGCCGCGACGAAGGCGGUCGCCGCCGGUUUGCUGCGGCACCUCGAGCGCAGGGAAGCGGACGCCGCCGGUUUGCUGCGGCACCUCGAGCGCAGGGAAGCGGACGCCGCCGGCUGA